Molecule: messenger RNA, 1200 nt
Organism: Durio zibethinus
Lineage: Eukaryota; Viridiplantae; Streptophyta; Magnoliopsida; Malvales; Malvaceae
Source: RefSeq, a predicted model, not a curated record
AUGCAUGUUCAGGGACAGACAUUUUGCUUCCAAGGACCUGAAAUGGAGGAAAAAGAGCCAAAUGGAAUAAGACGCUUGGAGGCUGGCGAAACGGGAAGUAUUGAGAGUUUGUACGAGAUAAUUCACCAGGAUGCAUUCAUUUUAGAGCGGAUUGAUCAAGUGCCUUUCAUUGAUACUCCAUUACAUAAAGCUGCAUCCGCAGGGCAUAUUGCUUUUGCAAUAGAGAUGAUGACUUUAAAGCCAUCAUUUUUCAGAAAGCUAAACCCAGAUGGGUUGAGCCCCAUGCACUUGGCUUUGCGAAAUGAUCGCUUCCAAUGGGUUCUGAUGCUCUCAAAGAUUGAUAAAAGCCUCCUUCGCGUCAAAGCAAGGGAGGGUAUGACUCCUUUUCAUUAUGUUGUUGAAAAAGGGAACCUUAAUCUUAUAAAGCAAUUUCUUGAAAUAAGCCCUGAAUGUACCAUAGAUUUGACAGUGAAAGGAGAGACUGCCCUGCACAUAGCCCUAAAAGAGGACAGGGUUGAAGCUCUUGUAUAUAUAGUCCAUUGGCUUCAUCGUCGAUGCUUCCAAUAUGUUGAAAAUGCAGAAUAUUGGCCAAGAAAAGUCCUGAAUUGGGGGGAUCUUGAAGGAAACACUGUGUUACAUGUUGCAGCAAAAAGAAAUGAAUCACAGGUAGUAAAAAGAUUGCUGUUAACCAAUCAAAUAGAUAAGGAAGCCAGGAAUUCGGAAGGUUUGACAGCUUUGGAUAUCAUAGAACGUGAAAGACACAGAAACCUAGUAAACAAUGAUGAGAUCAGGUUAAUGCUAUGCCGUUCUGUUCAGAAUUUGAAAUUUUCCGGAUUUGGCCAACCUAAAGCCUUCUUUGCAAAGAUCAUUAACAAUUUUUUCCAUAUAGAAGUGGCACUAUGCCGUGCGAGUCUGAAUAUGAGAAAUGAAACCCGAAGCGCGUUCUUAGUAGUUGCAGGCCUGAUUUUAGCAGCAACCUACAAUGCCUCUUUGAAUCCGCCUGGCGGUUUGUGGACGAGUGCUGAUAGAAGUGCUAGCAUGAAUAUCAGUAGCAAUCACACCCUUAAUGGAACAAGUUCAUCUCCACAGCACAUGCCUGGCACAUCAAUCACGGGUGAAGCACAAUUUUUUCUAUUCUGGACUUUGCUACGUCAUUUCCAUGGUAAUCACCCGUCCAACCCCAGUCUGGAAUUUAGUUAA